AGAUCGAGACGGAGAAUGCUGGGCUUGCCUAAUUGGAAAGCAAAGUAUGACCCGAAAGGGUUGACUCCCCAUCCACGCGAUGCCCCGACAAGGAAGCGGCCUUCGAUCGUCUCCGUCCCUCUCCCCCACCAACCCGCCACCGCAACAACACUUGUCGUCGCUUCUUCUUCUGCUGUUUACACCCUCGCCAACACUUCACCAACAGCCUCCAUGGCCUCCACCGGUAGCGUCAUGCUUGCGACUUCUUCUGCUCAGCUCGAAAUGGAUAGUGGAGCGGUGAAGAAGAAUACAACUUUGAUAUGUGCUCCUGUAAUGGCGGGGACAGUCAAAGAGAUGGUAACCCAAUUGGAUGAGGCAAAGUCUAGUGGGGCUGAACUUGUGGAGAUCAGAUUGGACAGUCUGAAGAAUUUCAGUCCCCAUGAAGACUUGAAAACCCUGAUCAAAGCCUCUGCUUUGCCUACUUUAUUCACUUACAGACCAAAAUGGGAAGGUGGCCAGUAUGAUGGUGACGACAAGUCUCGAUUGGAUACCCUUCGAUUAGCAAUGGAGUUGGGGGCUGAUUAUGUUGAUGUCGAGCUUCAGGUUGCGUUUGAGUUCAAUGCAUCUAUACAAGGAAGUAAGCCGGAGAAGUGCAAAGUUAUAGUGUCUUCGCACAACUAUGAGAACACUCCAUCUAUUGAGGACCUUGGCAAUCUUGUGGCAAGAAUCCAAGCAGCAGGUGCAGACAUAGUGAAGAUUGCUACAACUGCCUUGGAUAUUACUGAUGUUGCACGGAUGUUCCACAUAACCGUGCAUUCCCAAGUAAGCAGCGUUCCAGUAAUAGGCAUCGUAAUGGGCGAAAGGGGUUUGAUUUCACGGGUUCUUUGUGCAAAGUUUGGUGGUUUUCUCACCUUUGGUACACUUGAGUCAGGAGCAGUAUCAGCUCCUGGUCAACCAACAAUCAAGGAUCUGUUGGAUUUGUACAACUUCAGAAGCAUAGGGCCUGAUACCAAAGUGUUUGGUAUCAUCGGGAAGCCAGUUGGCCACAGCAAAUCACCUCUUUUAUAUAAUCAAGCAUUCAAAUCAGCUGGUUUUAAUGGUGUUUUUUUGCAUCUAUUGGUGGAUGAUGUCGCCAGCUUUCUCCAAACUUAUUCAUCCACUGAUUUUGCUGGAUUCAGCUGCACAAUUCCUCAUAAGGAGGCUGCAGUGAAGUGCUGUGAUGAAGUUGAUCCAGUUGCUAAGUCAAUUGGGGCUGUUAAUUGCAUAAUAAGGAGGCAGAGCGAUGCAAAGCUAUUUGGUUACAAUACAGAUUAUGUUGGAGCCAUUUCUGCAAUUGAGGAUGGACUGCGAGAUUCACAUAAUGGGAGCAGCGCAGGUGCUUCACCUUUAAAUGGCAAGUUGUUUGUUGUGAUUGGUGCUGGUGGUGCUGGGAAGGCACUCGCUUAUGGCGCUAAAGAGAAGGGAGCAAGAGUAGUAAUUGCCAACCGCACCUACGAUCGAGCCAGAGAGCUUGCGGAGACCAUUGGAGGAGAUGCCUUAUCUCUUGCUGAUUUGGAGAAUUUCCAACCAGAAGAUGGGAUGGUUCUUGCAAACACAACAUCCAUUGGGAUGCAACCUAAAAUUGAUGAAACUCCAAUUCCCAAGCAUGCUCUGAAGCAUUAUUCACUAGUCUUUGAUGCUGUGUACACCCCGAAAAUGACCAGACUUUUGAGGGAAGCUGAAGAAUGUGGAGCAACCAUUGUUUCGGGCAUGGAGAUGUUCAUUGGACAGGCGUAUGGGCAAUAUGAGAGGUUCACGGGGCUACCUGCACCAAAAGAACUGUUCAGGAAAAUUAUGUCCAAGUACUGAAGAGAUUGGUGGAUUGGAUUCUACUCUCACAUCUACAUUUUUUCCCGUUUAUAUGGUGCAAACCAACAUGAACUUGAUUUUAGCUUCUCAGGUGGUGUGAUCUGUCCACAGUUGAAGAUUAGUUUUAACGUAUUACCGAAGCUCAUAAUCAUCCUGUAUGACAGUACUUCGAUUGAGUUUCGAAUCUUAUCAUAUAAUUCAUUGGCGAAUAAUGAAUUUGAGCUGUGAA
Rhodamnia argentea is the source of this 2056-nucleotide messenger RNA. RefSeq names its product bifunctional 3-dehydroquinate dehydratase/shikimate dehydrogenase, chloroplastic. Gene Ontology annotation, molecular function: shikimate 3-dehydrogenase (NADP+) activity; 3-dehydroquinate dehydratase activity. The transcript is spliced from 11 exons. Gene Ontology annotation, biological process: shikimate metabolic process; chorismate biosynthetic process. Lineage: Eukaryota; Viridiplantae; Streptophyta; Magnoliopsida; Myrtales; Myrtaceae. Bases 16 to 1827 code for a protein of 603 amino acids. The record is from RefSeq and is a predicted model, not a curated record.